CCCGUAUAAAGUCAUGUCACGUGUGUGUGAUGUUCCCUCAGAAAUGUAGCAAUGUCUAACGGGAAUUGUAACGACGAAUGGGAUCAUAACGGAGCAGAUGGCAAUGAUAUUGAAGAGGAAGAUGGUUUCUACGUUAGCCAUCAUGAUCAUGAUCAGGACGAGGAUGACUUGCUGAUAGGAGACAACGAAGACGGGGGAGAAAGCAAUGAAGCAAUCAGAGAGCAGUGCCUUACCAUACUAUCAACGAGAGACGCUAUCAUGGAACCUGGCGUGUUUGAUUUACUGAAAAGAUAUUCACAGUGUGGUGGUUCACCAGAAGAGGUCGUUGAGCUGUUGUCCGAAAAUUAUGUUGGAUUGGCUCAGUCGGCGAAUCUCUUAAUACAGUGGCUCAGAGUAGCAGGUGUAAGUGGAGAUGAGAUUAAUGGAAUCAUUGAAGAUUAUUUGAAAAAUGUUGUGAAAAGGCACUUUGACCCACGUAAAGCUGAUUCCAUAUUUGAAGAAACAGGAACUACACCAACAUGGCUAGAAGAGAUGAUAGUUCGUCCUACGUGGCGAGAGCUGUUCUAUGAGCUUGCAGAACAAUAUCCAAACUGUUUGAUGAUGAAAUUUACGAUACAACUUAUUGCUGAUGCAGGAUAUCAGUCUGAAAUCACUAGUGCAUCAACAGCUUCUCAGCAAAUUGACGUGUUUUCUCACAUUUUGAAGACAGCUGUACGUAAGCUAUUCAGUGAUGGAGAAGAUGGCAUCAGCAGCCAUUUACCAGAGUUUGCAAAAAUGGCAUGUCACAGUCAGCAUACACUCCUCUACUCUUUGUCUAUGCUUCAGAAUCUCGCUCAGAGCUCUGUUCAUGCGGCAAAGGCUAAAAGAGUAAUUGAAGAGCUGCAGAGAAUUGCACCUGACAAGUCUGCUGAGGCAAUGAGUUGGAUCAUGCAUUUGAGUUCAGUGGCUGCAUAUCCAAGAGUGUUUGGAGCUCUGACCUCAAUGUUGAGUCGAGAAGUAGCAAGUGCUGGAGAUGUAACUGUUCUGUACAAAGAAUACUCCAGUGGUGAUCCUCCACCUGUAGAAUUUAUUCAGACACCAACUAUAAUGAAUUUACUUGUUGACUUUCUCUUCAAGCUGAAGCAAGUGAAACCAGAACAUCGACACAAGUAUAUCUAUUUACUGGCUUAUGGAGCAUCAGUAUAUGAACGUUGGGAAAAUGGCUAUCGAACAGCACUCCAUCGGGAAGAACUACAUGCAACUCAGUUAGCAUUGGACAGAACUCAAUUUACAUUACAGAAAGCAACUCAAUCCAAGUCAGAUGUGCUGUCAGACCUCACAGAUCUCUACAACAAUAUGAGAUAUCCUAUUGUGUGUCUGAGUGUUACAUGCUGGUGUGAAGCAACUGUCAAGAAUCCAAACAUCCUAUCGGUGACAACAGAUUCAGUACCACUGGAGUUAGCACUGCUUGAUGAGGUGAGCAUUCGACAUUGCUUACUUCAUAGCCAAGUCCAAAAGUUGUUGGUUGAUCUCCUGACAGUUAAUUUGGCAAACAUGGAUGUUCAUCAGCAGUUGAAGCUCCGUCGGACAGUCAUGGACCGUCUUGUUCAUCUGUUCUUCUGUGGGCAUGUUCAACCAGUGCUUUCUUACAUAUAUCACAGUCUUUUAUCUCAAUCUCUGGAUUUGUCACUCAUCAGACAUUUUGUAUCAGAAGUUUUAGAGAUGAUCCGAGAACCCUUCUCCAAUGAUAUUAUCAGUCUUCUAUUACCAAUAGUAGAAAAUGAAGACCUAGUGGAACCUCUCAAAACGUCCCCACAGACAUCUUUGACUUUGACACGAUUUCUCAGGAUUUGCAGCAAGUCGCAGAAAUCAUAGAAUCAUAAUAUGAGUGAUGUGUGGUACUAAAGAAUUAUUUGACUAACAAUCAGUCUCUGUCUUUGAAGCUAUAGAAGGUGACAAAACUUGUUUCCGUAUUAUUAAUAUACAUAGGUAUUUGCCAUUGUACAAACGAUGACCUAAAAUACAAUAAAUGUACAUUGACACUGGCAUGCAGAAUGCAA
This is a messenger RNA of Corticium candelabrum, 2039 nucleotides long. Its product is annotated as negative elongation factor D-like. Gene Ontology annotation, cellular component: NELF complex; nucleus. The record is from RefSeq and is a predicted model, not a curated record. Bases 52 to 1854 code for a protein of 600 amino acids. The transcript has 16 exons. Gene Ontology annotation, molecular function: RNA binding. Gene Ontology annotation, biological process: negative regulation of transcription elongation by RNA polymerase II. Lineage: Eukaryota; Metazoa; Porifera; Homoscleromorpha; Homosclerophorida; Plakinidae.